GUUGACAUACGUUGACUUUCCAUCUAAGUUCACAUGGAACAAAAAGAAAAGGGAGUGGUCACCACGGAAAAAGGGGUUUGCGGUUGGGCAUGUGUUCUUUGUGCGUCCCGGAGUAGGUGAGAAGUACUACUUAAGAGUUCUGUUGAAUGUAGUAAAAGGGCCACGAAGUUAUGAAGAUUUGCGAACCGUGGAUGGAAAGAUAUAUGACACAUUUAGGGAUGCCUGUUAUGCUCGCGGGUUACAGGGAGAUGAUAAGGAGUACAUAGAUGGCAUUAAAGAGUCAAGUCAUUCAGCAGUGGCACGAUGGCUGCGUCAUCUAUUUGUUACUCUUUUACUGCAGGGAUCAAUGACUAAGCCUGAAUCGGUGUGGGAAAAGUGUUGGGAGUAUUUGUCAGAAGACAUAUUAUACAAUGUGAGGAAAAACCUUCAUGAUCAAGAGUUGGAGCUAGACAACGGAGAAAUUCAGAAGUACUGUUUAGUGGAGAUUGAGAAGCUUCUCCAACAAAGAGGAAAAUCACUGUGUGACUACGUCGGAAUGCCAGUGCCCCCCGAUUCUUACAUCCCCUCCAUGGAGGACAUUCUCAUUCAUGAAGAAUUGAAGUACGAUAAGUGUGUGAUGGCUGAAGAACAUAAAAAGCUGUUGAAGGAUAUGACAGAUGAACAAAGAGUUGUUUACGAAAUAAUCAUGGAAUCUAUCGACCGCAAAUGUGGCGGUGUUUUUUUCUUAUAUGGACAUGGCGGCACGGGAAAGACAUAUUUGUGGAGGACUUUGUCUACGGCAAUUAGAUCACGAGGAGAAAUAGUAUUGAACGUGGCAUCCAGCGGUAUUGCAUCACUCCUUCUUCCCGGAGGAAGGACCGCACACUCGAGGUUUGCGAUUCCACUUAAUGUGACGGAGGACUCAACGUGCAACAUAAAACACGGUAGUCCCUUGGCUAAGCUUCUUGAACAAACAACGCUAAUUAUUUGGGAUGAGUCUCCAAUGACGCAUAAGCACUGUUUUGAAGCUCUAGAACGCACUAUGAGAGAUGUCCUUCGCUUCUCGCCGGAAUGUGAUGUUGUUGUCCCUUUCGGUGGAAAAACUAUUGUAUUUGGUGGGGACUUCCGACAGAUAUUGCCGGUCAUUCCAAAAGGCACGAGGCAAGAUAUUGUCCAAGCGUCUUUAAAUUCAUCGUAUUUGUGGUCAUAUUGUAGGGUGUUGAAAUUGACAAGGAACAUGAGGCUUGCACACAUGAGCGGAUCAUCCAGCGCAACUGACAUAGAGCGCUUUGCAGAUUGGAUUUUGAAGAUAGGCGAUGGUAUUUUGGGAGACAAUGAGGAUGGGGAAUCAAAAGUCCACAUACCUGCUGAAUUUCUUGCUCCGUUGACAGAUGAUCCCAUUGAGUCUAUUGUUAACAGUACGUAUCCAGAUUUCUUGACUCAUAGGGAAGACAUUUCAUAUCUGAACUCUAGGGCCAUUCUUGCACCUACGAUUGAUGAGCGAGACAAGAUCAAUGAUUACAUGUUGGGGCUAAUUCCAGGCGAGGAAAGGACAUACUUAAGCUGUGAUUCAGCAUCUUCCUCUGACUCAGAUAGCGAGCUCCUUCAAGACAUUCAUUCUCCAGAAUUUCUUAAUAGCAUCAAAUGUUCUGGUGUGCCAAGUCAUGAACUGAAGCUUAAGGUGGGUGUGUCUGUGAUGCUUAUGAGAAACAUAGAUCACACUGUUGGGUUAUGCAAUGGCACGAGACUCAUGGUAACUAAACUCGGGACUCAUAUUAUUGAGACUCAGAUGAUGUCAGGAUCAAAUGCUGGUGACAAAUAUCUUAUUCCCAGACUUAGUUUAACUCCUACAGACUUGAAGCUCCCCUUCACGUUUCAGCGCAGACAAUUUCCUCUUAUGGUUAGUUAUGCGAUGACGAUUAAUAAGAGUCAAGGACAAUCGUUAGAAAGAGUUGGUGUAUUCUUGCGACGUCCAGUUUUUACUCAUGGACAGUUAUAUGUUGCGGUAUCGAGAGUUACAAGUCCAUCUGGGUUAAAAUUUGUCAUAUGUGACGAUGAUGGUCAACCAAGCAAUACUGCUCUAAAUGUUGUUUAUAAAGAAGUGUAUAAUAAUUUAUAGGUUUUUUC
This is a messenger RNA of Cuscuta europaea, 2106 nucleotides long. The record is from the annotation of a GenBank genome assembly. NCBI's taxonomy places the organism in Eukaryota, Viridiplantae, Streptophyta, Magnoliopsida, Solanales, Convolvulaceae.